This is a messenger RNA of Cladophialophora carrionii CBS 160.54, 1593 nucleotides long. RefSeq lists its product as uncharacterized. The record is from RefSeq and is a predicted model, not a curated record. The coding region runs from base 1 to 1593 and encodes 530 amino acids. The transcript has 4 exons. NCBI's taxonomy places the organism in Eukaryota, Fungi, Ascomycota, Eurotiomycetes, Chaetothyriales, Herpotrichiellaceae.
AUGCACAUCAGUCGCGACAUCGCAGGUCUCGGCACCGUCAGCACGGACAAGACAUACUUCGACGGCACGGUAGCACAAUUCCGGGGUAUACCUUAUGGUGCUGUCACGCGGCGGUUCCAAAGGCCAAAGAUCGUGGAUGAGUGGCCCACGAAGGCUCUCGACGCCAGCCGGUUCGGCCCCGUCUCUCCCACACCGGCUCUCGCAGCGUCUCUGAGUUUUGUUGGCGCCGUCCUACCAGCCGAAGACCCCGAUCCACUCGUCGACGAAUUCCUGUGUCUCAACCUUAACAUCACGACCCCGACACACAAUGCUGCCGCCACGAAAUUCCCCGUCCUCGUCUUCAUCCAUGGCGGUGCAAAUUGCAUGGGCGCUGGGUCUGCAGCCCAAUGUGACGGCGCUGCUCUCGUCCACAUGUCUUUGGGCAUGGGGCAGCCGAUCGUGGUGCUCACCAUGAACUUCAGACUGGGGGCUUUCGGAUUCUUGGCGUCGGCAGAUCUGGAGCUGGAUAACCGGAGAGCCGGGGAUCGCGGCGUCGGCAACUAUGGGAUUCACGAUCAGAUCGUGGCGCUGCAGUGGGUGAAGAGGUAUAUUGGUGCAUUUGGUGGCGACUCGGGGCAGGUGACGUUGGUGGGUCAGAGUGCCGGUGGAAGUGAGUACUUCGGUCUCUUACUUUUCGAGGAACUGUUCAGCCAGGCGGUGAUCAUGUCGGGCAAUGCCGUGCUCACAACUCGUAGCCUCGAGCACCAAGAAGGCAUAUACCAGAAGAUUCUUGCACACUUGCAGAUUCCCUCCGAUAUCCAUGCAUUGCACAAAGUCCAGCGCUUGCGCGAUGUUCCGGUGAAUGAGCUGUUGGACGCAUACGCCGCCACUGGGUCUCCGCUACCGAAUUGGCAAGCCACCGUCGACGGGUUCCUACUGGAUGAACUUCCCCGAUCGUCGACGAUAGGGAAGCAGCAGUACGACAGGUGUGUACGCAGAAUCAUCAUUGGUGACUGUGAGAAAGAAGGUAUCAUCUGGGGUCCACGUAUCGCCAGCCUCGGCUGGACUCCAGGCAAGACCCGAGAGUUGCUCUCGUCCUGCUUCCCUGCCCCAGUGGUCGAGCAUAUGACCUCGUCCUACAAUCUCUCGGACUUCUCCAACGAGCAAGCAGUGUCCAUCCUGGAACCGUUCUGCAGCGACGCAGAGUUCGGGCGCGACAUCCACGAGAUUGCAAAGUCUUUCAGCGGUGGAAAGGCGUUCUACUAUCACAUGCGCUAUGGCAAUCCAUUCCCCGGCCCGUUCCAGAACCUGGCACACCACGCCGUGGACUUGCUUUUUCUCUUCCAGACAUACAACCAGCUCUUGCCGGACGAGCUGGCAAAGGCUGCACAGCAAAUGGGACGCCACUGGAUCACCUUCAUCAACGGCGGCGAUCCAUGGCCCGCCUACAGCGAGGGGGAGUGUGCGAUGUGCUAUGGACCGGAGGAAGUGGUGCUGCUGGGUCGGAAGGAGGAUGGAAUGGGCAGAUACGAGCGGUGGGAAACGUUAGGCGGUACAGAUGAGUGGCCCAGAUGCAGUAUGAUCAUUCGUGGGGAGAUUGCUUCGCCGGUGUAG